GGGCCCUGCCCCGCAGCGCGGCCGCCGCACGGGACGGGAGCAUGCGGAUCCUCCUCCUGUGCCUGCUGACUCUCGCCGGGACCCGCGGGCAAGCGGUGCAGACGCGCUUCGUGGAGGAGCCCGAGGACCGGACGGUGGUGGCCGGGCAGAGAAUCGUCCUGUCCUGCGUGGUGCUCAACUACUCCGGCAUCGUGCAAUGGACCAAGGACGGGCUGGCCCUGGGCAUGGGCCAGGGCCUCAAAGCGUGGCCGCGGUACCGCAUCGUGGGCACGGCCGACUCGGGCCAGUACAACCUGGAGAUCCGCGACGCCGAGCUCUCCGAUGACGCCGUCUACGAGUGCCAGGCCACCGAGGCCGCGCUGCGCUCGCGCCGCGCCAAGCUCACCGUGCUCAUCCCCCCGGAGGACCCCACCAUCGACGGCGCCCCCGAGAUCCUGCUGCGGGCGGGGACCCCCUACAACCUGACGUGCCGCGCCCGCAGCGCCAAGCCCGCGGCCACCAUCGCCUGGUUCCGCGACGGGCUGCAGCAGGACGGCGCCGUCACCAGCACGGAGCUGCUGGCCGAUGGCAAGCGCGAGAGCACCACGAGCCUGCUGGCCAUCAACCCCACGGACCUGGACAUCGGCCGCGUCUUCUCCUGCCGCAGCUCCAACGAGGCCGCGCCGGCCGGCAAGGAGACCUUCGUCCGGCUGAACGUGCACCAUCCCCCGACGGUCACGCUGUCCAUCCAGCCGCAGACGGUGCAGGAGGGCGAGAGGGUCGUGUUCACCUGCAUGGCCACGGCCAACCCCGAGAUCAAGGGCUACAGGUGGGCCAAAGGGGGGGUGAUCAUCGAGGAGGCCAAGGAGAACAGGUACGACACGCAGGUGGACUACACCUUCUUCACGGAGCCCGUGUCCUGCGAGGUGCACAACGACAUCGGCAGCACCAACGUCAGCACGCUGGUGGACGUGCACUCCGGGCCCGGCACUGGGAUUCCCCCGGGAACGACUCCGGGCGGGCUGCCGGGCGUUGGGCCCCAGUGUCCCCGUGUCCCCCAGGUCCUGAGCAACAGCAACCAGCUGUACCUCAAGUCGGUGACGCAGGCCGACGCCGGCCAGUACGUGUGCAAGGCCAUCGUGCCACGGAUCGGCGUGGGCGAGAGGGAGGUCACCCUCUUCGUCAACGGGCCGCCCAUCAUCUCGAGCCGGCCGGUGCAGUUCGCGGCGCGCGGCGGCCGCGGUUCGGUCGAGUGUUUCAUCGGCAGCACGCCGCCGCCCGACCGCAUCGCCUGGGCGUGGCAGGAGAACGUUCUGGAAGCCGGCACGCUGGAGCGCUACACGGUGGAGAGGAGCAGCACGGGCAGCGGCGUCCUGUCCACGCUGACCAUCAACAACGUGGUGGACGCCGACUUCCAGACGCGCUACAACUGCACGGCCUGGAACAGCUUCGGGCCCGGCACGGCCAUCAUCCAGCUCGAGGAGAAAGAGGUCCUGCCCGUGGGCAUCAUCGCCGGGGCCACCAUCGGCGCCAGCGUCCUCCUCAUCUGCUGCCUGGUGGCCCUCGCCUGCUUCCUCUACCGGCGCCGCAAAGGAAGUUCCCCAUCCCUGGGAGCGCCCAACUCCACCUUGGGUCCACCUGGGCUAGCGGGAGCCGCCCCUUCCCACCACGGGAUGGCUCUCAAGUCGUUCAAGGACGACGUGGACCUGAAGCAGGACCUGCGCUGCGACACCAUCGACACCCGCGAGGAGUACGAGCUCAAGGUCCGGUCCCGCCGGGGUUUGAGGGACCCCACCAACGGCUACUACAACGUCCGCGCCCACGAGGAGCGGCCGGCCUCGCGCUCCGUCCUCUACGGCGACUACCGCGUGCCGGGCCCCGGCCGCUUCGAGGCGCGGCCGCCCUCGCGGCUCUCGCACUCCAGCGGCUACGCCCAGCUCAGCUCCUACCCCCGCGGCGGCCCCGAAUUCCCGGCCGAGGCGGCGGCACCGGCACCGGCACCGGCACCGGGGGACACGGCCAGCCAGCUCUCCUACGAGAACUUCGCGGGCGGCGGCGGCGGCUUCGCGGGCGGCGCCGCGUUCCCGCCCUACCGGCUGGGCUUCGGCGGCGCGGCCGCGGGGCUGGAGCGCGGCGCCUACGAGCCCUUCGACGUGGCGGGCAAGUUCGGCGGCGCGGCGCGCUUCUCGUACACCUCGCAGCACUCGGACUACGGGCAGCGCUUCCAGCAGCGCAUGCAGACGCACGUUUAGGGCGGGGAGGGCUCCGCGGGUAC
Molecule: messenger RNA, 2254 nt
Organism: Lonchura striata (white-rumped munia)
Lineage: Eukaryota; Metazoa; Chordata; Aves; Passeriformes; Estrildidae
Source: RefSeq, a predicted model, not a curated record